Messenger RNA from Ipomoea nil (Japanese morning glory), 2470 nucleotides. Its product is annotated as calcium-dependent protein kinase 28-like. The transcript is spliced from 12 exons. Gene Ontology annotation, molecular function: calcium ion binding; calmodulin binding; calcium-dependent protein serine/threonine kinase activity. The coding region runs from base 356 to 2059 and encodes 567 amino acids. Gene Ontology annotation, cellular component: nucleus; cytoplasm. NCBI's taxonomy places the organism in Eukaryota, Viridiplantae, Streptophyta, Magnoliopsida, Solanales, Convolvulaceae. Gene Ontology annotation, biological process: protein autophosphorylation; intracellular signal transduction; peptidyl-serine phosphorylation. The record is from RefSeq and is a predicted model, not a curated record.
AGAAAAGAAAGAAAUUGGGGAUUGGGGAUUGGGGAUUGGGGAAGAAAGAGGUUUCUUGCACCCCCUAGCCCGCACCCCGGGCACCGGGUGGGUUUUCUCUGUCUUCCAAAAAUCUCCUUUGACCACCAUCGCCACAACCACCUUCUUCCCUUCUUCCUCCCUCCUGCUCCAAACUUUCCUCCCAAAAUCUCAUAAUUGUCUGCCAUUAUAUAUUUAUUCCAGUCUCCCUUCCAUUUCGAUCCCUGCAUGUAUCAUUUCUGCUAAUUUUUCUCUGUUCAUCUAAUGAUUUUGAAUCUCCCAAUCCCUCUCUGAACAACAUCAAACAAACCCUGGGUUUUCAUCCGUUUUUGAAGAUAUGGGUAGCUGCUUUUCCAGCUCAAAAGUCAGUGGCUCUAACAGCAACGCCGCUUCUUCCGGCGCCACCGCCGCCGCCGCCGCGAACACCCGCAAGGCCAUCACAAAGCCGCCGGCCUUCACCACUGCGAAGCGAGAGGCGCCGCAUUGCUCUCAGCAGAAGGCUAAAGAAACCGCUCACAAAGGGCAUCAGCAGCAGCAGCAGCAACAGCAACCGAGGAAUUCCAAUGUGAAGGCCAGUUCCAGGAAAGGUGGGGUUAUCCCUUGCGGGAAAAGAACGGAUUUUGGAUACGAUAAGGAUUUCGGGCAGAGGUAUACUCUUGGGAAGCUGUUAGGGCAUGGCCAAUUCGGGUACACCUAUGUUGGCACGGACAAGUCAAAUGGAGAUCGGGUUGCUGUUAAGAGAAUUGAGAAGAGCAAGAUGCUUCUUCCUAUAGCUGUUGAGGAUGUCAGGCGUGAAGUGAAAAUAUUGAAGGCCUUAGCUGGUCAUGAGAAUGUGGUUCAGUUUCAUAACGCGUUUGAUGAUGAAAAUUAUGUGUAUAUUGUAAUGGAAUUAUGUGAAGGUGGAGAAUUACUGGACCGUAUUUUGGCGAAAAAAGACAGCCGUUAUAGCGAGAAGGAUGCAGCAAUAGUUGUGCGGCAGAUGCUAAAAGUUGCAGCAGAAUGUCAUUUACAUGGUUUGGUGCAUCGUGAUAUGAAACCGGAGAAUUUUCUUUUCAAGUCACCAAAAGCGGAUUCUCCAUUGAAGGCCACUGAUUUUGGUCUUUCAGACUUCAUAAGACCAGGGAAGAAAUUUCAAGAUAUUGUUGGUAGUGCAUAUUAUGUUGCCCCGGAGGUAUUGAAGCGUAGAUCAGGCCCUGAAUCAGAUGUUUGGAGUAUCGGAGUAAUAACUUAUAUUUUGCUCUGUGGUCGGCGGCCCUUUUGGGACAAAACCGAAGAUGGUAUAUUCAAGGAGGUUCUAAGAAAUAAGCCCGAUUUCCGUCGCAAGCCAUGGCCAACCAUAAGCAACAGCGCUAAAGAUUUUGUUAAGAAAUUAUUGGUGAAGGAUCCUCGUGUCAGACUCACUGCCGCUCAGGCCCUAUCACAUCCAUGGGUCCGGGAAGGUGGUAAUGCAUCCGACAUCCCAUUAGACAUUUCUGUACUAUCCAACAUGCGACAAUUUGUUAAGUACGGCCAUCUAAAGCAGUUUGCAUUAAGGGCCCUAGCGACGACACUUCAAGAGGAGGAGUUGGCCGAUCUCAAAGAUCAAUUUGCUGCCAUUGAUGUGGAUAAAAAUGGUGUCAUUAGUCUUGAAGAAAUGAGACAGGCUCUUGCUAAGGAUCUUCCAUGGAAGAUGAAAGAAUCACGUGUUCUUGAGAUUCUUCAAGCGAUUGACAGCAAUACAGACGGACUUGUGGAUUUCCAAGAGUUCGUUGCUGCCACGUUACAUGUCAACCAGAUGGAGGAACAUAAUUCGGAAAAUUGGCAACAAAGAUCGCAAGCUGCUUUUGAGAAAUUUGACAUCGACAAAGAUGGAUAUAUAACUCAAGAAGAACUUAAAUUGCAUACCGGAUUAAGAGGCUCCAUAGACCCACUCCUAGAGGAAGCAGACAUCGACAAAGAUGGGAAGAUAAGCUUAUCAGAGUUCCGCAAGCUUCUAAGAACAGCAAGCAUGGGCUCACGGACAGUCUCUAGUCCAUCUACAAGGCGAGGCUCAAGACUUUAAGGUCGAGUAAGUUGUAUAGAAGCGUGUGUGUGCACGAGUGGAACUUUCUUUCGGUUGGAAGAUCAUUAUACAUGUAUGGUGGCUAUUGGCCCGUCGAUCUGAUCUCUGUCAUCAAACACAGGACCGCUGCAUUGGCUUCAAGAGUGGCUGUCAUACAUCUGUAAUGGCAUAUUUUGUGGUGCUUUUGCCCUCCAUAGAAAAGCGUUUAGAGCGCGAAUUUCGCUACUCCCAAUCAAGGAAAAAAAAAGGUCUGUAUCAUGUACAGUUUUCGUCGAAAUGUUACCAGUCAUGAGUGGUUGGUUCUCAUGUUUUUAUGUGGUACAGAUUUCAAUCCCAGAUUGUGUGCUUUACAGUGUAAAAAUGUGUAUAAUUUAAUGGAAAUAUGGGCAUCAGUUUCUCCAUUUUGUUCAA